GCCUAUCAGUGACAAUCCUGAGUAAGUUGACUCGGCUGACUCGGCCGGCGAAAUCGCUGAUAGCUGAUCUGCACUUGUGUAGUGCACAUCCACCACUGUCUUUGUGUUGUCGGGCGUUGUAGCUGAGAUGACCGAACUUCAGACCAAGGUUAUCCUUGUAGGCUUGGGUGGUGCCACUUGCUCAGGAAAGACGACGCUCGCAAAGCAUCUAAAGAAUAUACUGCCCAACAGUGUCAUCGUGCACCAGGAUGAUUUUGCUCCACCUGAGGAAUUGCUUCCCAUAAAUCAUGGCUACCAGGACUGGGAUGCUCCAGAUAGCGCAAUCGAUUACCCACGACUAUCCAAGUUUUUGAAGCACGUGAAAGACACGGGAAGCAUACCGGAUGAUCAUAGAAGCCAUGAACAUUUGAACAAGCAGACGGAUUUGCCUAUUGAAGCAGAGUGUCAAAACCGUCUGGCUGAGCGCUUCAGAGUUUUGCAAGAUCAAAUCAAGGAGAGUGACAACAUCAAUAUAGUGUGGGGAUUGGUCGACGGGUUUCUGUUGUAUUGGGAUCAGGAAGUCAUAGAGCAACUAGAUAUUCGCUUCUUCCUCCGUGUUCCACUCAAGACAUUGGAGGGUCGGAGGAAAGCGCGGCAGGUUUACAUCACAGCAAAGGGGGACGCCUGGGUAGACCCCCCUGACUACUGGGAGAAGAUCGUGCUCCCUGCAUACCUGGACGCACACCGCGGAAUAUUCGAGGGUGGUGAUGUUGAGAAUGGGGACCUGACGAGUAAGGUGAAAGGGCUUGUUUUAAUUGAGCAGAAAGAGGACAAAUCAAUGAGCAUGACGGAUAUCGUUGAAAAGUGCUGCCAGGGGUUAUAUCAGCUUGUCAGGGCGGAAGGGUCGAGCAAGUGAGGGGGUUAAAUCUUGAUGUCCGGUGCACGAUUGAUGUAUACCAUGAUCACGUAAAUAGAAUUUUUAAAUGAUUCCCCUGCACGGCUGGUGUAACUGAUAAUUGUUUUUUGCUCGUGAAAAUGGGACAAGUCACACCGGGAAUAGCUCCCCCGCAGGAGAAUCAACGGAGGGUUGGCGGAGGGCGUUGU
This is a messenger RNA of Suillus clintonianus, 1083 nucleotides long. RefSeq lists its product as uncharacterized. Bases 128 to 895 code for a protein of 255 amino acids. The transcript is spliced from 6 exons. The record is from RefSeq and is a predicted model, not a curated record. NCBI's taxonomy places the organism in Eukaryota, Fungi, Basidiomycota, Agaricomycetes, Boletales, Suillaceae. Gene Ontology annotation, cellular component: cytoplasm.